Salvia splendens (bonfire salvia) is the source of this 501-nucleotide messenger RNA. RefSeq lists its product as uncharacterized. The transcript has 2 exons. Lineage: Eukaryota; Viridiplantae; Streptophyta; Magnoliopsida; Lamiales; Lamiaceae. Gene Ontology annotation, molecular function: nucleic acid binding. The record is from RefSeq and is a predicted model, not a curated record. The coding region runs from base 1 to 501 and encodes 166 amino acids.
AUGACGUCGGCCCCUGUCCUUCGUCUCCCAUAUUUCAACCGUAUAUUUUGUGUGGAAACAAAUGCCUCUGACUUCGAUAUCGGUGUUGUUUUAUUUCAAGAUGGUUACCCACUUGCUUUCUUCAGUGAGAAACUCGGUCCCGGGCAUCGCAACGCCUAUACUUACCACAAAGAAUUGUAUGCUAUCGUUGAAGCAGUUCAGAAAUGGAGACCACUAAAUAUUCCACUCAGCGUCGUCCAGCGGGUCUCCUCCAGCCAUUGCAUGUGCCUUCGCAAGUAUGGGGAGACGUUUGCAUGGAUUUCAUUACUGGACUUCCACCUUCUCGCUGUUAUCAUGGUCACUGUGGAUAGGUUAUCUAAAUAUGCUCAUUUUGCGCCCUUGCCUGCUCGAUUUUAUGCCAUAAGUGUCUCUCGAUUGUUCAUCGAUACAGUGGUGAAGCACCAUGGGUUUCCUAAGACCCUUGUUUCCGACAGAGAUCCGAUCAUCCUAAGCUCUACUUGA